UUCGCCGAACUCCUGUCGUGUCUGACUUCGCUUCGCGUGGUUGAUUCGGAUCGGAAUCCAGUGUCUGAUUACACAAUCCACCGGAGGCAUUUACAUGAGAUUUAUCGCAGAGCUGUUUACUGAAUAAAGUGCAUAUUGGAACUAGAAUAUUCGGUUCAGAAAAGUGUUUAAACAUUUAAAUUUGCUGGGUCAGGUUCAAGUUUUUGUAGAGAAUGGAAGUGUCACUCGAUAAUCUGUCGUCCGCCCAGAAGGAUGAGCUGAUGACAUCGGUCAAACAGCAGAUUGCUCUGGCCAACGCUCAGGAACUGUUAACGAAAAUGACGGAGAAAUGCUUCAAAAAGUGUGUCGGAAAGCCGGGACAAGAGCUGGACAGUUCCGAACAGAAAUGUAUUGCCAUGUGUAUGGAUCGGUUUAUGGACUCGUGGAACCUGGUAUCGCGGACCUAUACGCAACGAAUUCAGAAAGAACAGUACAAAGGAUGAAAAGGAUGUUUCGAAACUGCCGGGGCAAUAAUUAGGAUGAGGCUAGUUUUGUAAAGCAAAAUAAAAUAAUACAUUUAAAAUACACGUUCAAAAGGCACAUGUAAGUUACAAAUAAGAAAAUGCUGGGAAUGUA
Messenger RNA from Armigeres subalbatus, 615 nucleotides. Its product is annotated as mitochondrial import inner membrane translocase subunit Tim13-like. NCBI's taxonomy places the organism in Eukaryota, Metazoa, Arthropoda, Insecta, Diptera, Culicidae. The record is from RefSeq and is a predicted model, not a curated record. Bases 213 to 482 code for a protein of 89 amino acids. The transcript has 3 exons.